This is a messenger RNA of Triticum aestivum (bread wheat), 744 nucleotides long. Its product is annotated as translation initiation factor IF-2. The record is from RefSeq and is a predicted model, not a curated record. The transcript is spliced from 3 exons. Bases 362 to 664 code for a protein of 100 amino acids. NCBI's taxonomy places the organism in Eukaryota, Viridiplantae, Streptophyta, Magnoliopsida, Poales, Poaceae.
UAGACCCUCCACCUACCUCCAGCCACAGCCAACCUCCCCCUUCCUCGCAUUCCGCGCCACUCCAACCCUGCUCCGCCACUUGGCGCCGCCGCCGGCGCGCCUCGGGCCAAUCCACGCGCGCCACGUCGCCCCCUAGCCGUCUCCAGCCACUGCCCCACCGCCAUGUGGCAUCGCCACCUCACCCCGCUCCUCCCCGCCGCUGAGGCCCGUAGGAGCCUGCAACCGGCCCGCCCCGGGCCGAUCUGGGCCCCGUGAAGCCCGCAUCGUCGCCGCCCGUGCGCCCCGCACCUCCUCCCGUUCGCCUGCGCCCGAGCGCCUCCCCUCGCAGCGCCCCGCCGCGUGGCCGUCGGCCCGCUCGCCGAUGCGCGCCGCCUCGCCGGAUCCGCCCGUGAAGCUCCUCUCGACGCCGAUGGCCUUCACCGAUGCCGGGAACGGAGUCCUCGCGUCCGGAUCUGACGGCCCCUGUCCAGAUCCACCCCAUUCCGCGCCUCGCCGGUCCUCCACGACCUCGCCGGAGCUCCCUCCCGUUGCCCCUGCAUCCCCUGCUUCUCGGUGCUCGCCGCCCCUGUGCGUUGACCGCGCUGGCCAGCUGCGUGGGCUGCCAGCCGCGCCAGGCCCAACGCGCUUCCUCUCCGAACCGGGCCAAGAGCCCAUGUUUCGGUAAUGUUGCGAUUGUGAGGAUUCGUUCGACUACUCCCGUUCGUCUUCUUCAUGGAUUCGUUCUUCUUCCUUGCGGGAUUUCAG